UCAAAGCGCCUACUUAUGGCAUCUCCGAAGCUUAGCUUAUCAACUAUCUACGCUAGGAUUGGGAAAUUAACCUAAUUAAAACACUGUGUUUGCGGCCUUUAAGCUUCACCGACGAUGUCGUUUUCUAAUUCGUGCCACCUUUUGAAAGAGUGUUGUGCAAAAAAAAUUAAUCAAGCGCCUCUGUGACGGACCGUUUUUGGGGAAAGGUGGGAGUUUAGAUAUAGGGGCCAAUUCGCAUGUCGUUUUCAAAUCUUCAGAUUGCGUCGCAUCGAAAAUUCAAGUGAGUUGAGCUUCUGGUUGAGGGUGUUGGCGAAGAGUAAACAAUCGAAAGUGUGCCGCUACUUUCCUUUUUUUUCUAUUUGGCCCCAAAAUCUGCCCCGGCUGACAUUCGCACUAUUAAACGAUAUUAUGAUAUAAUAUUUAUUAAAACCCGGAGAUCUUGCAUAACGUCAUCGUGACCACUUUCUCUUUCACCUCACUUCCUGCAAUUACAUCUCGUCGUCGCCAGUUUCUUCCUACUUCUCCAAGUGUUGCCACAAUGAAAAUUGCGAUCUGUCCGCUUGCAAUGGGAAUAAGCGGCUGAAAAUAGGGAACAGUAGCGGCGUCCCCUAAAAUCCCGAUUGAAUUUGGCGUAAAGUGCGUCUGGCGCGACUGUUAGUGACUCGCGGGUUUUUCGGGUACGAUUUCCUAUUCGCGAGGGGGCCAGCGCGAAUUUUGAAACGGUUCCAGGCGCAGUUGCGAGCAAAGGUGGGAAACGAAACGCCACUGCGCGGCUAUUAAAAGAAAGUUUUAUAUACAGAGUCUUAAAUUGGUAAUUACGUUGCGUGUCAGAAAAUCCUAUGGAUUUUAUCGACCCAGUUAAACACGUAGCUUUUAAACUUGCUGUAGAGUUUAAAUCGAUACAGCGCGCAUCUGUUGCAGUUCCACUGAAAUGGUCACCUCGCGAGGCUUCAUCGAGACGUCGUCGUCCGAAAUUUGCCCAACACUGUACAUCAACAGCGUCUUGGAAUUUUACAACGGCGCGAACGUGCUAAUAACGGGCGCGACCGGUUUCGUCGGGAAGGCGCUCCUGGAGAAGCUGCUCAGAACGUGCGGCACGAUCGGUAAGGUUUUUCUGCUGAUCAGACCCAAGCGCGGCCUGAGCGUGGAGAAUCGCCUCAAGGAGCUCCUGAAGAAUCCGAUCUUCGAUAAGAUUCGCGAAAAGAACCCCGACUGCCUGGAGAAGGUGGUCGCGGUGCCCGGAGACGUCGGCCAAGACAACCUGGGGCUUACGGAGGGCGACUACAAGUACUUGUGCCAACGGAUCGGUGUGGUUUUCCAUUCGGCUGCCACUGUGAGGUUCAAUGAGGAUCUGCGAGACGCGGUGCUUUUGAACACGCUUGGCACGAAGCGCGUUGCGGAGUUCUGCAAAAACAUCCAGAACUUAAAGAGCUUCGUGCACGUCUCGACAGCCUACAGUAACGCCGAUCGCAGUGAUGUAGAAGAAGUCGUCUACACGCCGGCGAUCGAUCCACAAUCAAUCAUUAACUGCAUGGAGACGCUUCCGCCCGAAGUAAUCAAGCUCAUCGCGGACAAGUUGAUGGGUAGGCACCCGAACAGCUACACGCUCACGAAGGCCUUGGCCGAAUGCAUCGUCCUCGAAUACUCGUCCAUCCUCCCGACUGCAAUCGUACGACCAUCGAUCGUAACCGCAUCCUGGAAGGAGCCAUUUCCUGGAUGGGUCGACAAUAUCAGCGGCAUCACUGGAAUACUAAUGGAAUGCGCUCGGGGCACCAUCAAGAGUAUCGUAUGCAACGAGGAACUGAUGAUGGACUUAAUACCGGUCGACAUCGUGGUCAACACCCUCGUAACCGCCGCCUGGCACACGGCCGCCUACAGAACGAACGAAAUUCGCGUCUACAACUGCACGUCGAGCCAAAUCAACGGGAUCUCGUGGAAGAACUUCGGCCGGCUCACCCAGAAGUACGCCGUACAGUACCCGAGCAAGUACAUCAGCUGGUAUCCCGGAUUUACGUAUCGCACGAAUCGACUGAUGCACUGGAUCUGCCACACCUUCCUGCACUACACCCCCGCGUGCAUUUUCGACGCGUUCCUCUACUGCACCCAUCACAAGCCCAUCAUGCUGAAAAUAUGCCGCAAAAUCGCGCGCGCGGCGAAAAACGGCGAAUUCUUCGCGCUCAACGAGUGGCACUUCCACACGGACACCACGAAGGACCUCGUCCGGGCGGUUAAACGCACCGAGGACGGUGAAAAUUUCCGCAUUGAUCUAAGCGAGGACGGCGGUUUCGUCUGGGAUCCCUACGUCAAAACUUAUCUGCUCGGAAUACGCAAGUACAUUCUCAAAGACGACCUGAGCAGCCUAGGCCGAGCGAAAAUUAAACUGAGAAGGCUGUACUGGAUUAAUAAACUCGUCCAGUUCAUUACGUUGUACGGGUUCGUUAAGCUUCUGCUAUGGCGAUGACAAUUAGGCUAAGUUUGUACUUUUUGUAAUUCUUAUGUUAUUCACAAAUAAAGAUUGCUAUUUAUUCG
Molecule: messenger RNA, 2529 nt
Organism: Photinus pyralis (common eastern firefly)
Lineage: Eukaryota; Metazoa; Arthropoda; Insecta; Coleoptera; Lampyridae
Product: putative fatty acyl-CoA reductase CG5065
Exons: 8
Coding region: 932-2461 (509 amino acids)
Biological process (GO): long-chain fatty-acyl-CoA metabolic process
Cellular component (GO): peroxisome
Molecular function (GO): alcohol-forming very long-chain fatty acyl-CoA reductase (NADP+) activity
Source: RefSeq, a predicted model, not a curated record